UUUCAUCCAUGUUAUAAAUAUCUAUCAUUUCCUAAGUGAGACAUAGUUAAGAUUUAUAUUCAUAUUCUCUUCACAACAAUGGCAUUGCGUUGCUAUAGCUCCUUCAUUGUCAUCUCUUUGCUUCUUUUGGUUACAUUCUCUAAUGUAGCUCAGGCUUAUGGAAGUGCAAAACUUCGUCCUUCAGAUUGUAAACCAAGGUGUAGUUAUCGUUGCUCUGCAACAUCACACAAGAAGCCAUGCAUGUUUUUCUGCCAGAAAUGUUGUGCUACAUGUCUCUGUGUUCCUCCUGGUACAUAUGGUAACAAGCAAGUAUGCCCUUGUUACAACACUUGGAAGACAAGGGAAGGAGGACCAAAAUGCCCUUAAUUUCACCCUCUAUACAUAAUAUCAAUAAUUAGGCAAUGUAAUUUUAUUUUUUUUUAUAUUUUGAAAUGGUGAUUGUUUUUGCACCUAGUGUAUGAAAAUUGAAAGUGAGUCGUUAUACUUUUCAAUGACACUCAUCAUGUAUCAUCUUUUUCUUUUAACCAUUAUGUGUUGAAAGACAUUCUUAAAUUUUGGUAACAAUAAAAACAAUGCUUAUGUGCUUUGUAGUACUACAAAUAUUUAAAUCAAUUGUGUUACUUGGA
Molecule: messenger RNA, 626 nt
Organism: Cicer arietinum (chickpea)
Lineage: Eukaryota; Viridiplantae; Streptophyta; Magnoliopsida; Fabales; Fabaceae
Product: protein RSI-1
Source: RefSeq, a predicted model, not a curated record